GUCUGUGCCCCCAGAGGGUUUCAGGCCGUGCUCAGACCAGGAUCCCGAUCCCUCCCAUGGCCGGAGCCAGGUUCAUCGUAUCAUCACUUGACUUCCUCCCCCAAUCAGGGAUUGGGUACCUCCGCCACAAGACGCGCCAAUGCACUGGCUAAGAUCGAUGGGUGGCCCGACCACAUACAACGGCGGCUGCUACCGACGUCGAUUUACCCCUCGAUUCUUCCUUUUGUUUUCUCCUCCGCGGAUGCCUGGCCCAGAUGUCAACAACCGACAACAAUCAUGUUGAUUGGUAACAUCUACGUGAUUGCGGGCGUCGCCGUAGUCGGCGGCGGCCUGUUCGGCUUCGACAUCUCUUCCAUGUCCGCUCAGCUCAAUGAGAACUCCUACCUAUGCUAUUUCAACCAGGGUCCAGAAGGACCUCCCUUCACUGACAGUGAGAAUUGCUCCGGCCCCACCUCCCUGAAUCAAGGUGGUAUCACAGCAGCCAUGGCAGCCGGGUCUUGGCUGGGCGCCUUAAUCUCUGGUCCACUCUCGGAUCGCAUUGGGCGUAAAGCAUCCAUCAUGACUGGCUGUGUGGUUUGGAUGAUCGGCUCCAUCUUGAUUUGCGCUUCUCAAAACAUCGGAAUGCUUGUGGUUGGCCGGAUUAUCAACGGCCUCUCGGUGGGAAUCGAGUCUGCCCAAGUCCCCGUCUACAUUAGUGAGCUCUCACCGCCAUCCAAGCGUGGUCGCUUCGUCGGUAUGCAGCAAUGGGCGAUCACAUGGGGAAUUCUCAUCAUGUUCUAUAUCUCAUAUGGCUGCUCGUUCAUUGGGGGCCAGAAGUCCUACAACUACAGCACGGCAUCAUGGAGAGUCCCCUGGGGCUUGCAGAUGCUUCCCGCCGUCUUCCUCUUCUUUGCCAUGAUGCUGCUCCCCGAAUCUCCGCGCUGGCUGGCUCGGAAGGACCGGUGGGAAGACUGCCACCGGGUCUUGGCUCUGGUUCAUGCCAAAGGUGAUCUCCAGCACCCCUUUGUUGCACUUGAGAUGCAGGAUAUCCGGGAUAUGUGCGAGCUUGAACGCCAGUACAAAGAUGUUACCUACCUUGACCUGUUCAAGCCGAAGAUGCUCAAUCGUACCAUGAUUGGUCUUUUCAUGCAGAUCUGGUCCCAGCUGACAGGCAUGAACGUGAUGAUGUACUACAUUACUUACCUUUUUGCCAUGGCUGGAUAUACUGGCAAUGCUACCUUGCUUGCUUCCUCCAUCCAGUAUAUCAUCAAUGUGUUCAUGACCCUUCCGGCUCUGAUCUGGAUGGACCGAUGGGGGCGUCGAUACCCCUUGCUGAUUGGUGCCGCCUUGAUGGCAAUUCUGAUGUAUGCCAACGGUGGCAUCAUGGCUGUUCAUGGUGUGGUUGUUCCUGGCGGCAUCAAUGGUGUCGCAGCCGAAUCCAUGCGUCUCCACGGUGCGCCGGCCAAAGGGUUGAUCGCCUGCACUUACCUUUUUGUCGCAUCCUAUGCACCUACGUGGGGACCCGUGUCAUGGACCUAUCCUCCCGAGCUGUAUCCGUUGCGGUUACGUGGAAAGGGAGUUGCUCUGUCGACCUCGGGUAACUGGGCAUUCAACAUGGCAUUGGGACUAUUUACGCCCACUGCUUUUGCCAACAUUCGCUGGAAGACGUAUAUCAUGUUUGGGGUGUUCAAUACAGUGAUGUUUAUUCAUGUGUUCUUUUUGUUCCCCGAGACAGCAGGAAAGACGCUUGAAGAGACCGAGGCCAUGUUUGAAGAUCCCAACGGCAUCAAAUACAUUGGCACACCUGCAUGGAAGACUGGAGUUAAGACCAGACAGCUCGAGGAGUUGGAACAUGGCCAUAUGGACGUGGAGGCAAAGAUCGAGACCCGCCAUACUGAGACCUCGGGGCCUGCACACCAAACUCAGGAAACAGCGUGAGCCCAAUCGGUGGUCAAUAUGGAGAGAGGUGUAAUGUGCGGGCCUACCGGGAUACCCUUUGGAUAUGAUUUAUGCGUUGCUUGGAGGUUGUUGAGAGACAAUGGAUUGAUAUGUGGAAUUCCAGAAUGACACAAUGGGUAGACCCUGAGCAAGGUAGUAAUAUCAUUAUAGUUCUACCCAGAGUUUAU
Aspergillus sclerotioniger CBS 115572 is the source of this 2105-nucleotide messenger RNA. Its product is annotated as sugar porter family MFS transporter. Gene Ontology annotation, cellular component: membrane. The transcript is spliced from 5 exons. The record is from RefSeq and is a predicted model, not a curated record. Gene Ontology annotation, biological process: transmembrane transport; carbohydrate transport. Lineage: Eukaryota; Fungi; Ascomycota; Eurotiomycetes; Eurotiales; Aspergillaceae. The coding region runs from base 277 to 1917 and encodes 546 amino acids. Gene Ontology annotation, molecular function: carbohydrate:proton symporter activity.